CCCACAUGCUUUCUCGUCGGCGGGAAUAUGCGGUUGUCAAGAGUUAAGAGGGGCUCUAAACGGGGCUCCCUAGAGGGUAGUGAUACAGCCCUGGUCGUUAGCGCGCCUGCCCCAUACGGCCCCAUACGCCCUCGCUUUCAACCCGACGACUCUUGGCUAGACGGUCGAUUGUCUAGCUAGCUCAACAUGCUGGGCUCACACCCUUUGAGCACGAUGGGUUUGCUUGCCCUGGGAUGCCUGCUCGGUUUGGCCAUCUUCGUUCAAGGUGUGCCCACUGACGGCAGCCCCCAACGCGACCACGAUCAGUCCCUCGAUUCGACUAUCGCUCCCUCUCUGAAUACAUCGAAGCUGUCCCUGCCGGGGGAUAUGUCAUCCUACGGCUUCGAAGUCACAAUGGCGCGAUCUUUCCGUUUCUUUUCUUACGAGCGUGAUGCUUGGACCCGCAGCGUACCCGUCUCGAGUCGCAGAACGCAAUACGUUACAGUCGAGACGGUCACCCACUGGUUCAAAGCAACAGAAUAUCUUGUCGAGAUGAUCAUUCAGGAUGGCGUUGAGACUCAGAUCACCGAAGAUACCCUGGACGACCAUAACCCCGGCGAGGCCAAGAAGACGGGCUACAAACGUGUCAGUAUGAGCUGGAACGAGAGAAUCGCAUUGGACGGUAGUCCUGCCGAUCUCGAAACGCUGACGAAGAUUCGCGAGUGUUGCGAGUUCAACUUCGUGACCACGUUUGCGGCUGAUCCUGCAGUAACGCCGAUGAUAAUGAAGAGAGAGAAGUUGGAGCCGACGCAUGUCACUCUCCACUGCUCACCUGGGACCGCGAUGAAGAUUCCCGUCACAAGAGAGUGCUCGACGCUCUUCCGAAGCUGGGAGAAAGAGGUCGAGGCACACGAAACGAUCGAUGCCUAUGUCAAGGUCGUCUCGCCGUAUGCGAACCAGUAGACGAUCAAUGCAUGACGCGGCGCGCUGUGAGGUCCAGAGUCUAUUCGCACAGCGCACAGGCAUACAUGGAUUGACAACGCCUGCCCUGAUCAAACCCGAGGACUUGCCUGCUCCCAUGAAUCGCUGUGACGUUUGCCACC
This is a messenger RNA of Mixia osmundae IAM 14324, 1082 nucleotides long. RefSeq lists its product as uncharacterized. The record is from RefSeq and is a predicted model, not a curated record. Lineage: Eukaryota; Fungi; Basidiomycota; Mixiomycetes; Mixiales; Mixiaceae. The transcript is spliced from 3 exons. The coding region runs from base 187 to 942 and encodes 251 amino acids.